GUGGCAGAGCGCAGGGCUCCGCCCGUGCCAUACCUCCGGUCUGCCAUUUGCUGCUUGGCGAUCCUGGUUCCAGCUUUCACAGGUUUUACAGUAUAUACAGAGAAACGCACAUAUUCAGGGGGUGAAGAAGAGGAUGAAAGAGUGAAGAGGCUCAGGUUCCGAGUCACCAGCAUCCUUGUCAAGAAAUGCUUUCCGAGUCAGAAGAGACAGGGCCUUUGGGAGCUGCUCAGGAGUCACCUCACAAGACUGAGCCUGAAGAGCCGCAUGCUGAGGGGAUGUCAAAGGAGGAAGGGGCUCCAGCUGCACGGAGGUGGGCGCCUCUGAGGCGUGGCUUCAGAGAGAAAGCUCUUCUGCCUGGCAGAGCCCGCACCUCUCCACAGGUCCCAGCUUUUUCCCAGGAGGGGAGAACCAGAGACCGGCAGAUGGCUGCAGCGCUCCUCACUGCCUGGUCCCAGAUGCCAGUGACCUUUGAGGAUGUGGCUUUGUACAUCUCCCGGGAGGAGUGGGGCCGCCUGGACCACACGCAGCAGAGCUUCUACAGAGAGGCCGUGCAGAAGAGGAAGGGGCUGUCCUUGGGGUUUCCCCUCAGCAGGCCUUUUUGGGCCUCCCACGUGCAGGGGAAGGGCGAGGCCUCAAGCUCCAGCCAGCAGACAGGAGAAGAGAAGGAGGAGGAGAUGGCCGUGUGCACAGAAGCUGUGGAAGUGGGGAAGGAGGCUGUAGCCCACACCACCCUUGGGGAUGUGAAGCCCUUCAGAACUAAGACCGGCAAAGACCUAGGGGGCGCCGUGCAGUGUGAACAGCCGGCCUUCAACAGCCAGGGCUUACAACAGACUGAGGAUGACGGGCUACGUGGGCCUCUAGAGCAGGGUCAGACGAAGUUACCCCCACCGGCCACCAGCCUUCCAGAAACCCAGGAGGGCAAUGCCCCUCAGAAGCCCAGCGAGGAGGAAAAACACACUGCUGAGGCCGCUGAGAGCAGCGAGGAGAGCCUGGCUCCAGAGGACGAUGGCAGUGAGAAGGCCUACAAGUGCGAGCAGUGUGGCAAGGGCUUCAGCCGGAGCUCCCACCUCAUCCAGCACCAGAUCAUCCACACGGGUGAGAAGCCCUACACCUGCCCCUCCUGCUGGAAGAGCUUCAGUCACCACUCAACGCUCAUCCAGCACCAGCGCAUCCACACCGGUGAGAAGCCCUACAUGUGUGACCACUGUGACAAGUCCUUUACCCGCCGUUCGGACCUUGUCACCCAUCAGGGCACCCACACGGGUGCCAAGCCCCACAAGUGCCCCGUUUGCAGCAAGUGCUUCACACAGAGCUCAGCCCUGGUCACCCACCAGCAUAUCCACACGGGUAUCAAGCCCUACCCAUGCUCUGUGUGUGGCAAGUGUUUCAGCGACCGCUCCAACCUGAUUGCCCACAAUCGCAUCCACACUGGCGAGAGGCCCUACCACUGCCUUGAAUGCGGCAAGAGCUUCAGCCACAGCUCACACCUCACCGCCCACCUUCGCACCCACCGUGGCAUCAGGCCCUACUCCUGCCCCCUGUGCGGCAAGUGCUUCACCCGCCAUUCAACGCUUAUCCAGCACCAGCGCAUCCACACGGGUGAGAAACCCUACGAAUGUGACCGCUGUGCCAAGUGCUUCACCCGCCGCUCAGACCUGGUCACCCACCAGAGCAUCCACACAGGCGACAAGCCCCACAAGUGUCCUGACUGCACCAAGUCCUUCACACAGAGAUCAGCCUUGGUCACACACCAGCGCACUCACAACGGUGACAAGCCCUUCCCAUGCUCUGAGUGCGGCAAGUGCUUCAGCCAUCGCUCCAUCCUCAUUGCCCACAGCCGCACCCACACCGGUGAGAAGCCCUACCACUGCCUCGACUGUGGCAAGAGCUUCAGCCACAGCUCGCACCUCACCUCCCACCAGCGCACCCACCGCGGCAUCCGGCCCUACUCCUGCACUGUGUGCAGCAAAAGCUUCAGCCGCCGCUCUAACCUACUCCGGCAUGAGAAAAUCCACACUACAGGCCCCAAGGCUCUGGCUGCGCUGAUACAGGAUGGGGAGGUGGGGCCCCUGGCAGCACCUUCACCGGAACCCACCUAGGAGGUUGAAGAGGGGCCAGGGAAGAAGCAGAAGGAACAAGGAAGGCGUGGGUAGGGAGUCUGGGAGAUGGCUGGCAUGUAGUGGGGCAUAGCAACGUGGAAAGAGCUGAGGUUUGAGGAACCAACAGUGUAGCUGCAAAUUAAAUGCCUUGUAAUUAAA
Messenger RNA from Loxodonta africana (African savanna elephant), 2258 nucleotides. RefSeq names its product transcriptional repressor RHIT-like. The transcript is spliced from 8 exons. Gene Ontology annotation, biological process: regulation of DNA-templated transcription. Lineage: Eukaryota; Metazoa; Chordata; Mammalia; Proboscidea; Elephantidae. The coding region runs from base 186 to 2099 and encodes 637 amino acids. The record is from RefSeq and is a predicted model, not a curated record.